Mesocricetus auratus (golden hamster) is the source of this 7946-nucleotide messenger RNA. RefSeq names its product interleukin 17 receptor D (gene Il17rd). Bases 109 to 2322 code for a protein of 737 amino acids. The record is from RefSeq and is a predicted model, not a curated record. Lineage: Eukaryota; Metazoa; Chordata; Mammalia; Rodentia; Cricetidae. The transcript is spliced from 13 exons. Gene Ontology annotation, molecular function: interleukin-17 receptor activity.
GGACAGUCCCCCGCUGCCGGGGCUGCCACCGCCCACCACUCGGGACUACGAGCGAGCUGCAGGCGGCCGCCGAGCGGGAGAAGGGCCCGGCUGGGCGAGCGUACGGCCAUGGCCCCGUGGCUGCAGCUCUGCUCCUUCUUCUUCACUGUCAACGCCUGCCUCAACGGCUCGCAGCUGGCAGUGGCUGCGGGCGGCCCGGGCCGCGCGAGGGGCGCCGACACCUGUGGCUGGAGGGGAGUGGGGCCAUCCAGCAGAAACAGCGGGCUGCACAACGUCACCUUCAGAUACGACAACUGUACGACCUACUUGAAUCCAGUUGGGAAGCACAUGAUCGCUGAUGCCCAGAACAUCACCAUCAGCCAGUAUGCUUGCCAUGACCAAGUGGCAGUCACCAUUCUUUGGUCCCCGGGGGCCCUUGGCAUUGAAUUCCUAAAAGGAUUUCGAGUAAUACUGGAGGAGUUGAAGUCGGAAGGAAGACAGUGCCAACAGCUGAUUCUCAAGGACCCGAAACAGCUCAACAGCAGCUUCAAAGGAACGGGAAUGGAAUCUCAGCCUUUUCUGAAUAUGAAAUUUGAAACGGAUUACUUUGUAAAGAUUGUCCCUUUCCCUUCCAUUAAAAAUGAAAGCAAUUACCAUCCUUUCUUCUUCAGAACCCGGGCCUGUGACCUGUUGUUGCAACCUGACAACAUAGCCUGUAAGCCCUUCUGGAAGCCUCGGAAUCUGAAUGUCACGCAGCGCGGUUCAGAUGUGCAAGUGUCCUUCGACCACGCGCCGCAUAGCUUCGGCUUCCGUGCCUUCUACCUCCACUAUAAGCUCAAGCACGAAGGCCCCUUCAGGCGGAGGACUUGCAAACAGGACCAGAAUACAGAGACGAGCAGCUGCCUCCUCCAAAAUGUUUCUCCAGGGGGUUAUGUCAUUGAGCUGGUGGAUGACAGCAACACAACCCGGAAAGUUGUGCAGUACGCGGUGAGGCCAGUGCACUCUCCGUGGGCGGGGCCCAUCAGGGCUGUGGCCAUCACCGUGCCUCUGGUGGUCAUCUCGGCAUUCGCAACGCUUUUCACUGUGAUGUGCAGAAAGAAACAACUCGAAAAUAUAUAUUCACAUUUAGAUGAAGAGAGUCCCGAGUCCACCGCACAUGCUGCGGGUCUCCCCAGGGACGGGCUCCAGCCACGGCCCACGGUCUUCCUCUGCUACUCCACUAAAGACGGCCAGAAUCACACGAACGUGGUCCAGAGCUUUGCCUACUUCCUCCAGGAUUUCUGUGGCUGUGAGGUGGCUCUGGAUCUAUGGGAGGAUUUCAGCCUCUGCAGGGAAGGGCAGAGGGCAUGGGUCGUUCAGAAGAUCCACGAGUCCCAGUUCGUCAUCGUGGUGUGCUCCAAAGGCAUGAAGUACUUCGUAGAUAAGAAGAGCUACAAGCCCAAAGGCGGCGGCCAAGGAGAGCUCUUCCUAGUGGCCGUGGCGGCCAUUGCCGAGAAGCUCCGUCAGGCCAAGCAGAGCUCACCUGCAGCGAGGAGCAAGUUUAUCUCCGUCUACUUUGACUACUCCUGUGAAGGCGAUGUCCCCUGCCUCCUGGACCUGAGCACCAAGUAUAAGCUCAUGGACAACCUUCCUGAGCUGUGUUCCCAUCUGCACUCAGGAGAGCACAGCCUGCAGGGGCUGGGUCAGCGCCCAGGACACAGCGGCAGAAGGAACUACUUCCGGAGCAAGUCCGGCCGCUCCUUGUACGUUGCCAUUUGCAACAUGCACCAGUUUAUAGAUCAGGAGCCUGAUUGGUUCGAGAAGCAGUUUCUACCCUUCCCUCCCCCACCUCCCGUGCGCUGCCAGGAGCCAGUCCUGGAGAAGUUUGACUCGGGUUUGGUUUUAAAUGACCUGAGCAAACCAGGACGCGAGAGUGACUUCUGUCUGAAAGCUGAUGCUUCUGUACUUGGGGCCACCAGGCCAGCUGACACAUACUCCUACCUGGAAAAUCACCACGCAGGCCUGGAGCGAGACACGGGGGCCACGCCCGUCUGUGACAGUGGCCCUGCCUUGCAGCCUCUGCUGCACGCAGUGAAAGCUGGUAUUCCCUCGGACAUGCCCCGGGACUCAGGCAUAUAUGAUUCCUCUGUGCCCUCCUCAGAGUUGUCUCUGCCUCUGAUGGAAGGCCUCUCCCCUGACCAAAUGGAAACCUCUUCCCUGGCUGAGAGUGUUUCUUCCUCCUCUGGUCUAGGCGAGGAGGAUCCCCCUCCCCUCCCGUCCCGGCUUCUCACCUCGGGGGCAUGCAAAGGAGAACACGGUUGCCACAGCUACACUGACGAUCUCCAAGCGGUUGCCCCUUUGUAAGGGACACGGGAGAAUCUAAGCAACGCCACUUUAACGCCGCCCGCUCCAGCUCCCCAGCUCACCCCUGCAGCUGUGCAGCCUGUUUGGAGCAGGGCUCACACACACACUAGGGUAUCUGGAAUGAAAUUCUGGCCAACACUCCAUCCUUUCUACUCUAGCCUUCUAUAACAGAUGAUUAGCAGAGUCUCCCAUCUCCCAAAAGCACGUGGAGCUCUACGAGGCAUGUCCGCUAGGUCAGGGGGCAGCUGGCUGUGUGAGGACACCCCUCGGAUCGGAGCCUGUUCUGGGAGCUAGAGAGGAAGCAGAUAAAGAGAACAGGAAACACGAGUACCACUUGUUCUUGCUUCGCUGAGCUCCGCAAGCCUUUCCCGGCUACUUGAAUUCAAAUGCUUUGUGGGAAAAGCACUUUGAACCUCAUUACAGCCACACAUGUCAGGUACUGUCUGGGACUCAGAUUUUGCUGCAAGUGACGUUCCCAUCUGUUUUUUGAUGUGGGACUUAAACUGUACUGAGUGUUAAGUAAACUUUGAGUCAAAGGUCCGGGCAAUGACUGAAUGUCCAUCCAGUCACUUUUUGUGAAACAACUGUCUCUGUAUUACUGGGAAACAUGGCUGGCCAGGAUGGAGUCCCAUGGAGCAGGCUGACCACCUUGACCAUCCUAUGUGAAGAAGAUGCCAGAAGCUGGGCAUCUUCCCUGAGUUAAAGUAGCCAUCAUGUGGAGACCACAGCUGUCUGUUUUGUUCCCCUGAGUUGCAUUUACUGCUCUGCAGCUGGGGCGAUGAUGGCUGAUGCUCAGCUGGGCAACUUUGUUGGAAGCUGUGCCUCUCCUUGGGCUGGUGCUCUGUGUCCUGAAUGUUAGAGGUCAGAGUCUACUAAAUUACACAGUGUGGGAGGUGGUGGCCAUUUAGUCUACUGAUGUGGUUAGUGACAAACCUUCUUAGACAGCAGGAAGGAGGGGAUUGUUACAAAAGUAAAUGUUCUAUUUUUAUGAAUGACUCUUGUACAGAAGUUCUUUUUCCAAAGGCGAAACAUCUUUUUACACGCUGUUGGUUAGAUGUAUGUAAUGACGCGUCCGUCUCCUCUGUGGAAGCCCUUAUACUCUCGUCCUGACACGCUUGGUCACUUCUAUCAUGAGUGCUGCUGGAUUCUGGCAGUCUGUUUUCUGAGCAUUCUACCAGGAACCGUGAAGGAUUUCCCCCAUUCCUUAACCAGAUAGGAUCCGUGCUGAGAUCCUAUCUGGUCACGGAAUGGUUAAGGAGGCUGCCGAGAAAGAUCCCAAGGUGGGGCGGAGGCCAGAUGAGGCAGGGCUUUUCCUUCUAGGCACGUUUUCAGCGGGAGGGGAGGGGAAGCCCGGCUCUCACUGAGAAGAAGCGGAGAUCUGUGUGUAUUUUGGAUGAAAGUGCCCUCCCUGCUCUGCACAGGCAGCUGGCGGCUUCUCCAGAGAGUGCGUUCCUCUGUCCGCUGGCAGAGAACAGAGCAGCUGCUCUGGGCGAGCUGUGAAACCAGGCCUCUCAGCGGAGGAGGAGUCUGUUCCAUGUUGUCACUGUGGAAUCCAGACCAAGCAGACGGAGCUCCCAACUCCACGAGACUCCCCUGGCCAUCCUCAGUCUUGGCAUUUCUUCUCUGAAGGAGAUUGGUGGGCCUGAAUUGCUAAUGUAUGACUAUUCACUGGGAACAUCAGUUUUUUUUUUAAACUGAGGCCAAGAAAUAUUUUAUGCCUCCUCUCCCCAAAGAAACCCCUUGUAGGAUAGAUACUCAGCUUUGCAUAUGGAAUGUGGGUCCCCUGAGAUUGUCUAGGGACAGCACGGGGCCUUGGGCUUAGAGCUAAGCAAGGCCCAGGCAGAGAGCUCACUGCAUGGAUUCAGGUGAGGAAACCGUCUGAGCCAUCUUCUGUGCUAAUCUGAAAAGCCAGGAUCCCAAAUGAGGUGGUGUUUCAGCUUGCAUUUAGCGGCUGGAUGCUUUUAUUUUGAAAUACAAAUGUUUCUGAUCAGAAGACUCGGAUUCUAACGUGCCAAGUGAUGGAACUGCAGAGAGGUUGCCUAGCUCAGGGUGAGCUGACUGUGGGCAACGAGGUGAAAUUUUAUUAGUCGACCCCUUUUCUGCCUCCCAUCUGGUCACUUGAGCUAGGAAUGAGAAUUGCCUUGCAGGCGCAGACAAAGUGUCUGUUCUGAACAGAGCUGCAGGUUUUGACUCAGAAUUGCCCCUCGCAGUACAAAUGGCGAGGUUAAUUAGGGAGACCUGACAAUGCACGGGCUUUCUGAUGCUGUAGGGGAUCAAGAGGAGGUUGGGGCUGAGUGAACAGUAUGUGGGGAGGGGGAGGUGUCCACUGGAAAGGAGGCCAGGGCGAGGCUGGGGCUACAGGAGGCCAGGAAUGAUGAGGCGGUCGUUGACCUGUGUCUGUGGGAACCACCUCAGUGGACCCCGCCCAGCUACCUGAGUGCAGAGGCUCGGGGCUUUGGGGCACAUGGAUGUCUAGAUGUAAUCACAAGCCAUCCUUGCCCAGGCCCAGGGGUCCAGACAGGACCUGCACAGGUGCUGCAGUAUUUUGACUCAAAAGUGAGACCGGGCCUUAAAAGUUAGGGUCUGAAGGUUUUGAUUACCAGACAAGUGCUAACUGAAGUCAGCCCUGGGUCAGGAGUUAAGCCUGUCUUUCGUGAUGAUGAGGUCACUGGGAGUCAGCUUGCAGGCCGAGAUCAAGUUCAUGUGGGAUUGAAGCUCACACUUAACACUCCCGAGCCACGUGACUUUUUUUUUUUUUGGUUUUGUUUUGUUUUACUGGUUUUUUUUGACAACCUCUAGUCUUAGGUCCUCUGACAAGUAACUAAAUAGGAAACUGUCCCAACCUGCCUCAGAACUGUGGGAUUGCAGGGUUGUGGGGGCUUUUCAGAAGGAAUAGGGAAGCUGUUUUGUUCCUGGAGGAGAAAGAAAUGAAGACACAAAAAUCCCUAGCCACCUCAACACGAGAGAACAUUCUGCCCUUAUUGAAAACAGGUAGGCAACACCAAUGUGAAGGUUUCUCUUCCUUUUCUUUUAUCUUCCAUUGCUGGGGGAUGGCUGUGCCUUCUGGGACGCCAGUGUACUCAGGCAUAAGGAGAACAGCGGUGACAUGCCACCUCCAAGAGAGGCGAUAGGACACGGUGGAGCAAACUGAGUCACCCCUGUUCCGGAGCAGAGAACACUACAGAUGAGUGUCUCCAAGCUGAGAAGAUCUACUUUUUAAGCUGUUAAGGUCUAGCUCUGACAAGCCAGACAACCCAACUUUAGUCCUGCGAACCUACCUUCUCCUGAAAGCUGAGUUCAUUAACUUCCUCAUGCUGACCAACUGUGGCACUCUCAGACACACACACACACGCACACACGCACACACGCACGCAUACACACUAAAUUAAAAAAAACCUCAAAGUAAGCAAGGCAUGGACACUGAAACCUUAGAAACUACUAAAAUGAAUUCAGGGCCAACAGAAUGUGUAGAUGAAUCUAGUUUUGUAUAGCGGCUGCCCGGCUGUGACCUCUGCUUUAUAAGAUGUGGAAAAGCCAUCCACAGUCGUCACAGAUGUGUGGGGGCCCGGGACAAGCUGCUGUUAGCCCUGUCCUUCGGGAAACUUGAUGCAGUCCUGAUGAUAUUGCUUCUUAUGUAGCCCAGGCUGGCCUUAAACUCCCGAUGCCUCUGUCUCUGGCAUGCGCCAUGACCCGCAGCCUCAAUAUGAUUCUGAAUGCAUUUGAAAUGCAUCUGUGUCUUUCGUGGGCAGCUCAGCUGUCAAUUUCAAACUCAGAUGCAUACUGCCCUGCGUUUGAAAGCAGGCAACAGUUGUAUUUAAAGCCCUGGACUUCGGGGGGCCUUUUUUGUAGUUAGCUCUAGUUGUGAUCAUGUUUUUAUGUGGCGGGGCAUUUUCUGAGCUUAUGCCAAGAUAUUAGGAGAAAUUCACUUGGCAAGAUAGCAAAGACUGGUGAAACACCCCACCUGGGUUCUGGCAUCACCCUUCUUCUGUAGCCCAGGAAGCGGAGAGGUGCGUUUCCUCCUGUAGUUGAGACACUGUGUGUCCCCAUGGGUGCUGGCUCCCCCAUGUCGUAUCGCCACUUUUCCAGACCCAACGGUGAAAGUUAGCUGAAGCAAGGCUGGCUGUAAGCGGCUGGCUUUGGCUACGGUGAGGAGAGGCUUACAUCACCCAGCACGUUCCCUCCAGUGUGCUCAAGACGGGCUGUGCUUGACUUGUUCCAGACAGGAGGCUGUGGCUGAGAGCCUGGCUCCCCAGUGAAGACUCUGCAACGUCCCUGCGGAUCAGAAAGUUCUAGUUCUUCGUAUGUCUUUCUUGCAGAAGAAGAAAUUCAAGCCAGCCCUCUUUUGUCUAGGGUGUAGAGGAGAAAGAACAGCUGGUCACCUUCCCUUCCCAGUAUUGAGAAGCGUAGUGAAGUCAUCCUCUGGUGUGUUUGCAGUGGUAAAUAGCCCCACCCUCUGAGUUUCACAGCUCCAGGUCUCCAGGUCUCCAGGGCCUUUAAUGGUUUCCUCUCCUGCACUCCUCAGCUUCACACUCCAGUUUUGUUGCCCAAACGACGCCCGAACCCAAACGAGGGUGCCACCCGACAGCCACACCCCAGUUAGGAUUACAGGGAGAUUUGUGCGGGCCUAGCUGCUCUCACCACAUAGCAAACCGUCACAGCCCUUUUAAAGGGCUGUCACCUCACCGAUAGCGCAUUCCAAGGGUUAUGCCCUUGUGCUCUCUUGGUGACAAUCCUUGCUCCUGCUUUGUAGCCCCCCAGGCAGUUGGUGCUUAUUCCUGAUGUAUUUAACUUCUUUCUUUAAUCUGAAGACGCCCUUCCGAGUGGCAGCUACCCCAUACGCCAAUUUUGGGUUCUGUUUUUGCCUAUCUCUAGGCUUGGCCUUUAUUUUUGUGAGUCAGACUAUUAUCUAAGUGGCGCAUGCCUCAGCAGAAGUCCUGGCAAGGUAAAGCCAGGGGCUGCUAAGUGCCGCCUUCCCGACGCUGUUGGGGACUAGUUUACAAAUCCCUUUGAAUGCCUCAGGGAGGGCCUGGGGAGCUUUGGCCAAUUGUUUUCUUUCCUGCCCCUUGGACCAUGCUGAUGUCUGCCAGGCAUAGCGGUUGGUACAAUCAGAAACCAGACAGAAGCAAUCGUUCCAAGUGCACGGCAAGUAUUUAUAUCACAUAGAUCCUGCAGAAAGAGUCAAAGGAGCAGCCUCCUGUGGAUGCCACAGGGUUAUGUGCAGUGCACUCAUAGGUUCCUUUAAGAAACUUCCUCUCCAAGAAGCAAAAACUUGGACGGCAGCAAAAACUUGUGUACCAACCCAAAGUGUUUAUUUUGAGAGUAACUUUCAUUUUCCCUUAUCUGUUAAAAAACAAAGCUGUUUUUACUGUGGAAGUUCUGUGUUAAGGAGGAAGGCGGUGAUGACUGAUGCCGUUGUUUAUCUUUUAAGGCUUUUCUUUGUGGGAUUUGGCAGAAUAGUCAUCACCGACAGCUGUGGCAGUGUGCCGUAUUUUUACAUUGGAGAUAUCGAUGGUACAUGUGACUGGACAAAGCCCUGUAAAUAGAUGAUAACAAGUCACGGCUGACGUUUGUAAGAUGUGUUUGUGCCUUAGGAUUUCUGGAUCAAAUAAAACGUUUUGUGGUCA